UGGCGCCCGGCGGGGCGGAAGGAAGGAGGGGGGCGGUGCUCUCGCUCUGGGCUCUGCCGCCACCAGCGCCGCCACUCCCGGAGCGGUGGCUGCUCGGGGGCGCAGCUCCAGCGGUGGAGGAGGCGGCGAGGCGAGUGAACUUCAUCUUAGGAAAUAAAGAAAUGGAUGGGAUGGAUGAAACAUCUAAAAGAAUCCUAGAGCCAUACCAGUAUUUGCUUCAACUACCAGGUAAGCAAGUGAGAACCAAACUGUCACAGGCCUUUAAUCACUGGCUGAAUGUUCCAGAAGAUAAAAUACAGGUUAUCAUUGAAGUGACAGAGAUGUUGCACAAUGCAAGCCUACUUGUGGAUGAUAUUGAAGAUAACUCAAAGCUACGACGGGGCUUUCCAGUGGCACACAGUAUCUAUGGAAUUCCGUCUGUAAUCAACUGUGCUAAUUAUGUUUAUUUUCUUGGCUUAGAGAAGGUUUUAACCCUUGAUCAUCCAGAUGCUGUUAAAGUUUUUACCCGUCAACUUCUGGAACUCCAUAAAGGUCAAGGCUUGGAUAUUUACUGGAGGGAUACUUACACCUGUCCUACAGAAGCUGAGUAUAAAGCGAUGGUACUGCAAAAGACAGGUGGUCUCUUCGGAUUAGCUGUAGGCCUCAUGCAGCUGUUCUCAAAUUAUAAGAAAGACUUAAAGCCGCUUCUUAACACACUUGGUCUCUUCUUCCAAAUAAGAGAUGACUAUGCUAACUUGCACUCCAAAGAAUAUAGUGAGAACAAGAGUUUUUGUGAAGACUUAACUGAGGGCAAGUUCUCAUUCCCAACCAUUCAUGCAAUUUGGUCAAGGCCUGAAAGUACUCAGGUGCAAAACAUUUUACGUCAAAGGACGGAGAACAUAGAUAUAAAAAAAUACUGUGUACAUUACCUUGAAAAUGUUGGUUCCUUUGAGUACACUAGGAAUACAUUGAAAGAGCUUGAAUCUGAAGCCUAUAAACAAAUUGAAUCCCUUGGGGGAAACCCUGAGCUUGUAGCACUAGUUCAACAGCUGAGCAAAAUGUUCAAAGAAACUGAAAAUUAAAAAAAUUAACUUCUGGGUGUGGAUUAAAACUCUUUUGAAAUGGGAAAAUAACCAGAUGGAGAGGUGUGAUAAUCAGUCUCAUGUAAAACUUUUUUUUGUAGCCAUGUUACAGAAAUUACUGUUAAAAAUAACUUGUCAUUGAGUUUUGAAAUAUAUGCCCUAUUAUCUCUAAAGUCUUAACUGUAACUGCUUCCAGUCUGUUUUGUUAAAGCAGAUGUAUUAGAACUAAAACAAGUUUUGAAUCUAUAUGUAAUAGUCUUUUACACAGUCACAGGCAUUAUUUCAUACCUAAAACUCUUGUGCCCCAAACCAGGCUAUGAUAGGAUUCUGGUUGAAAUGGUGUUAAAUUAAAUCAGGUUGAUUAAAUUAAAUCAGGUUAACACAAUUGAUACAAGCAUGUAUGUAUUGUACAUUUUAAACAAUGUUCUUGUAAUCCAAGAUUGGUGUUAAAGAACAAAGAAAGGUAUUUGCAACAACAAUGCACAUAAAAGUGUUGUGUGAUAUAUCCAAGUUUGACUUGUGAAGAUCAGGUGGAUUAGUUUACUAUGUCCUAGGGUGAAUAUCCUAUCCAGCCUCUGGAUAUUUUCAGGGGAAUGUGAAUUAUGAAAGAUAUUUUCACAUGAAAUAAUAAGACAUGCUCAGUCUGAAAUUGUGACUUCAUAAAGAUUUUGAAGUACCUUAGAGAAAAGAUUUCUUCACAACAGCAAAGUGUAAAUUUGCUGCUGAUUCCAGCUCUGCAGUGAGUAAUUUUGCUCACCUGAUUUUUAGAUUUUGAAACUGCCAAACACUCUGUAGCCAGAAACUUAAAUCUAUGCAUUAGAGCUCAUAUAUGUACCUGUAAAUAGCAACAUAAUGAGCUGCUAUUAGAAAUGGAAAGAUAUUCACACCAGGUAACUUUUGGACACCGUAAUUGGUGCAGGUCUCUUUAAUCUCUGCAUAUAAUUGUGGGGCUUCUCCAAGAUUUUAUUCAUAAUUCAUAUUUCAUUCCUGUUCUGAUUUGCUGUCUGGAGGCAAGUUCUAUAUCUCUCCAAAGAGACAAGAGUUGUAAAUUUUUUGUUAAAACAAAAUACAGUAUCUUGUUUUACAAGCUAGAAUACCACUUUAGUUUUGUUAAUUGCUUUAAAUAAAGCUUUAAAAUUAUAGACAUACCAAAAUAGAACUGGGACUGAGAGCAAGAUUUAGGGGUGGGGCUGAUAAGUAAUGAAGUUCUCUGCUUAUAUAUAUAUAUAUAUAUAUAUAUAUAUAUAAAUAAAUGUUAAUAAAACAAGCAGGGAUGUUUGGUUUUUUCUUGCCUGUGUUGGCUUUAAUCAGGUUCAGUUCCCUUAGUGUUCACAGGUAUAUUAAGCUUUGCUUUGGGGAUAGCAAGAUAAUGGUUUGGAUCAAAGGUAGGACUGGUGCUAUAAGCUGUGGUGUUAGCUCAAGCAUACUCUGAAAGGGACAGAGGUAGUUGGCUUCUGAUGUCUAAAGGGUAGUUUUAUGCAGGUGUUCAUUUACUGUACCUGGAAAACAGGGAGAGCUGUGAUCUCAGCCCACUGAGAAAACUAACUGAAGAAGGUUGCUGUAAUGUCUUCCCUGGGCAGCCUUAAUAUCUUUCUGAAAGUGAUCAAACAUGAUAAAAUUGAGGAUGACUGCUUUCAGUCUGAAAAAUUAUGUAGUUAUGGAUGAUAGCCUAUCCCUUUUAUCAGCAUGCUGAGGAGAAAUCUUUGUGUGAUUAGAUAGAGAGUAAUAGGCUUUUCACUGAAUGGACCUGGUUGCCAGGACUGAAUAGCUUACAGUUGGUGAAAGGUGUCUUUAAUGUUAAUGAAAGAGAAUUGUAAUUCCUUUUUCAUAACUUGCAGUGCUUAGUAAGCCUGUAAAUUUUUAAUGUGUUAUGUGAAAAUACUGUCUGCAGCAAAUUACAUUUAUUUUCUACCAUGUCUUGGGAGUUUCUAAGUGCUGUUGCAGUCAAUGUUGAAUAGGGAAAAGCACUGAAAAGAUUACUGUUGUCAGGAGAAUCUCCUAAUCUUACUGUGAAAUGUAUCCUUGUGCCUGUUAUGAUAUUGUAACUGCUACACAAUGCAAAGUGCACUUAGUGCCAUUUCAUUUCUGUUCUGUUGUUGGAUGUAAACAGUUCUGUGUACAUUACUCCAUAAUGAAGUAGCUUUUCUUACUUUUUGUAUAAAGCUUUUUUGCCAUCUGAGAUUUCUGCUAUGUCAUCACUCCUUUGUUUCAUUCUGGCAAUUCACCCCAGCAUUUAUUCUAAUUCUGUAUCUUGUAACAUGUGCCUUCAUUAGGAGUAGGUACAUGGAUGUUUUCCAGUUGCAUACCAUUUAAAUCACAAAUGGGUAAGAAGGGAAAAGUUGGUCCAGCUUCCUUUUCCCAGACCGUGCAGCUCUGUCUUACUCUUCUGCCUUCAAGGUGUUUGAUGCCAGUAUUCAAAGCAUAUGCUGAACGCUUCUCUGAAAAGGUCACAAGUAGAGCAUUGUUGCUCUUCACUUUGGUUAGGAUAAACAGGAUUGUGAGAACUUUUCUUGAUGUAUUCAGGAGUCAGAAGGGGCUGGGAUUUUCUCCUUCAUCUGUUAAGCUGGUAGAGCAUCUUUAAGUGUUAAAUGCCAGUAGUAACGAUGUCCCUUAGUCAAGGUAGAUUUUUAUAUUUGGUGCCAUAAGAUCAGUCUGUGCGUUUUCAUCAGAUCAGUAUUCACCAAUGUUAUUAAUGGUACUAGCACCUGAGGUUAAGCAAUGUUAGGAAAAACCCUCUUUAAAGCAGCAUGCGAGUUCUUGUGGCUGCAGAAUUAGUUGUGUAAGUACCCUUCUUUCUUGCUAUGCCUCCCACAAUGCAGAGAGUAAGGAUUUAUCCUGAUCUUCAUAAAAUAUGCACUGCUGUAGAGUGGUAGUCUGAGUUGCAAGUGGAGAUGCCCAUGUGAAAACAAAGGGGAUGCUGAUUUUAAGUCCCUUUGAGCUAAAAUCGUUCCUCUUAUCUUCCUAGCAUUGCCAACAAGUUCUACUUAGAUCAGGUUAUCAGUUCAUUUCUUGGGGAUUUAGUUCACAUUAAGAGAAAUGCAAAUACUCUUCAGUCUGUAGCAUUCCCCACUACCUCAGUCUGUUUUCUGACUGUGUGCUUGCUUGGAUGUAAAUGAAUGCUGUCACCUUUCUUAGAGUAGCCAGCCAUUGGAUGGGACAGCUGUCUUUGCUUUUUCAUAGGCUUAUGUUUACCACAUCAAUUAUGAUGAAAAUUGCACCACUCCAAGAUCUUCCCGAGGAGAUCGCUUUCUCCUCUCCUUUGGAACUCAGGCUGUUCAGGUACUCACACAGAGCAACUUUGUAUGUAUCAGCCAGGUGUUGAUACAAACAGAGAAAUGUUAAUGGGAAAAAACUGUUGGAAUUUCUUCACGCUUCUGCUCUUUUUGUUAUUUUUGCUAAUCUGGCUGCACAUGUUCUGGAAAUUUCCUAUAUUAAUGACUUUGGUUUUCCUUGGUUAUUGUUAAAAUGCUAGCAAGGUAUAAAAAUGUGGGCUUGUGAGGGGGUUUGCAUUUCUCAUGUGAAACUGGUUUGAGCUUUAAUAUGCCUUUAUCACUGAAUCAGGCCAGGCUUUUAUUCAUGUGCAAGAGCCAUAUGGGCACCUGUUGCUCUUCUUUGUCCCAUCUUAAUCAUUUUACAUUUCAGCUUUGGUAUUUACUAUGUUCUUUGUAUUAUUUGCUGAGUACUUUGACUGUAAUUCUUCUUUCAGCUGUAUUUCUAUUCUGCUGUUAAUACCAAGCACACAUAAUACCAUCAAACUCGGUUUUGAUCCUGGACAAACAUAAUAGUCUGGGUCUGCUUUUGAAAUGUUGAAUCUUGGGUCAUCAUUUGCUUUCACAAAAGUAAUCCAAGAUUUUCUGCCACCUCAAAAUGCCUGAAACAUUUUUUUUCCAGUUAGCUAAGGCCUGUAACAUUUUAUAUGAUCACAAAUUAUUUCUGUCUCAUGUAGCUUGAGCUCCUUUCCUUGCCCUACCUGUUUGCUUUCAAGAUCCAUUUUGCUUUGGUGGUAAUGCCUGUUAGGUCUUUUUAUUAAUGAACUUAACUCACUAGCCCUGAGGUAGAGAAGUUAAUUUUUGUCCAGGUUAAUUAAUUAUCCCACUCAGCAAGAGCUUGAUGAAUAUCAGAGCUGGCAGGUGGACAAAGGCCAUGGAAAGGAUUUGAGAAAAUAAAAAAGCUCAUUUUUGCCUCCUAAGGCUGCCUCAUGUAAUUUCACUUUGUUUUACAGAAUUUACUUGACUUUGUUAGGAAAAGCCAAAGGAUGUGGUUAGUUUCUCUGAACUUCUCUUCUUGCUUUCCAAAUAGACUGUGAGAGAUACUUAAGUUAAAAUUAUUUAUUCUGAAAAAUAUUUAUGUAACUUGCAUGCAUAAUCUAAAGAU
This is a messenger RNA of Hirundo rustica (Barn swallow), 5435 nucleotides long. It is a transcript of the gene GGPS1, whose product is annotated as geranylgeranyl diphosphate synthase 1. The record is from RefSeq and is a predicted model, not a curated record. The coding region runs from base 162 to 1061 and encodes 299 amino acids. Gene Ontology annotation, molecular function: prenyltransferase activity. Gene Ontology annotation, biological process: isoprenoid biosynthetic process. Lineage: Eukaryota; Metazoa; Chordata; Aves; Passeriformes; Hirundinidae. The transcript is spliced from 4 exons.